Messenger RNA from Lytechinus variegatus (green sea urchin), 3368 nucleotides. RefSeq names its product filamentous growth regulator 23-like. Lineage: Eukaryota; Metazoa; Echinodermata; Echinoidea; Temnopleuroida; Toxopneustidae. The coding region runs from base 390 to 3329 and encodes 979 amino acids. The transcript is spliced from 12 exons. The record is from RefSeq and is a predicted model, not a curated record.
GCCUCCGAAAUUCACCACAUUUGUUAACUGUUUAGCGCUGGGCAAUCGCCAAAAUACAGCACGUACAGCUCUAGCAUCAUGAACUACUUAAAAGUUAUCAACCUUCUUGAGCAAUGAGAAAGGGAUAAGAGUAUUCUUUGGACGAAUCAUGCGAUGUCUUAAAUUCGGUAAACAUCAAUCUGAAGAUAAAUUGAUGGAACUCUAUACUGCGACGUUUCAUUUAUUUUAUGUUUAAUGAAAAUAUAACAGUAUUCAUAAGGAUCUGCGUCAUUCUUUAUACUCGAGGAGUGUCGGUCAAUAUCGGAGUAGAGAGAACAUCAAAUUUCAAUAAAUAUUCCAUCAUCUCUAGUUUCGUGCUUGUAGUAGACUAGCAGAGACAUUUUGAAAGAAUGAAAACAGUUACCAUGGAUAUGAGAAUGCACUGGAUAUGCUCCCUGUUAAUUCUCAUUUGUGGACUUCUUGGAGGAAACUAUUAUGCUUCAGCCCAAGUCUGCACGUCAAUCCCACUGAGUGACCCGACCCGUGUUGUAGCCACGCCCCCUCUGAACGGACCAAACUACGCUUAUUUUGAAUUGGUUACAUUGUCGUGUAAUUCCUCGGGAGAGUACACCUUCACCGGGAAUGAUUAUACAUACUGUGAAGGCAAUAAUCAAUGGAAUCCCGACCCAUCAACAGUCAUAUGCUACGAAAAAUGCGCAGAUAACCUACUUCCAGCCAGUGUCAUCCAAGUCGACGCUGAUGGUGCCACGAAGAGUUAUUACGAGCACGGAGAAUACAUUUAUUUAUCGUGCCCUGGUAGUCAGAAUCUGAUUGGUCCAAAUAGGGUCACGUGUUUAGAUGGCUCCAUCGGUGAUGUCACGGUUUUGUGUGAAGGAGGAACAACUACGAUUGUGUACACGACCACACACGCUACAACUACAAGUAUGCCCUCAACGACUGCCCAACAGGAUCGAACAACGUUGGAUUUUCAGACGAUAUUCAAUACCGCAACGGGUGCUACCACACCUGACAAUGACAGCUUCUCCACUCAACAGCCUGGAGAAGCCACGGAGGCACAAACGAAUCCAUUGACAUCCAUAGAAUAUAUUACCUCAGCCGACGUCACCACAGUUGAGAUAUCGACGAUGAUUCCCACUGAUCUAUCUGCAACCACUGUACAACAGUCUACAUCAAGAACUCUUACAGAAAACAUUACAGAAGCAACAGAGGCGCUAACAGAUAUACCAACAUCAACGUCUGCGAGUACGGAUGUGUAUGAAGGAACGACGUUCCAGACGGUGUUUUCAACAGACUUUACAGGAGGCACGAUGAAAACAGAUUCACCUGUGACAGCGACGACGCCAGGAUCCAGCGACGGAGCGACAGAGGCAGUCACCGAGGAAACCGUAACAUUCUCAACGUCUGUGCUGGCCACUGAUGUGGACAUAGGAACAACAAUCCAGACAGAAUUCAUCACAGAUCUUCCAGAAAGGACUUCGGCAACUGAUUAUUCAGUGACAGAUUUCACAACAGAGGUCGUAACGGAAGUUGCAACAGAGUUCGCAACAGAGACAGAUACCUACCCAGCAACCACGAUGCAGGAAACCGAAACAACUCCAUUCACAGAGUUACCGCAAACGGACGGUAACAUCGUUACCACAUUAACCACCGGCGUUUCUGUGACUGAUGACGAUGUGACAACUUCACCCAUAGAAGCCACUGAAGUGGUGUCAACUUUAAUUACAGUAACGGAAGUAGUAACAGAAAUGGAUGACCUUACUUCCACCAUGACAACAGCUCCACUUGGCACUGAUAUGACAACCAUGAUGUACGAUCCGUGUGUGGGGUUUUGCGACCCAGACCGAGAGCGCUGCGUUGUAGGACUGGAUGGACCAGAAUGCGAGUGCCUUCCAGGAUUCUAUAGGAUUACCGAGGACCGUUCAGAGACAGACGUCCAGUGCACAGAGGCAAUCCUAUUCGAGGUCGACGCACGUAUCACAGAAAUUGACGGUCAAACUGUCGAGUUUAGCGAAGAUUUGAACAACAGCUCCAGUCCUCGAUUCAUCUAUUUGGACAAUCUAAUAUGCACUGCGGCGUCGUCCAUCCAGGAUUCUCUCUCCGACUUCCUCGCCUGUCAGGUUACUUCAUUCUCUAAUGGCAGCAUCAUCGCCGCAAUCGAACUCUACUUCGACGAGCUGAGCAAUGCCACGGAGGUUGAGGUAUUCAACGAGACUGUAGCGGUUUUUGAGGAGAACAACAUCACGGCUGAAGUCACCAGAGUGGAAUUAAUGAUACCUUCCAUAUCAACGACUGCGCCCGCAACUACCAAAACACAAGCAUCAACCGCUACAGCAACAGCAACGGCAACAACAGAUCAUGAUACAACUGACAGGAUCACUCUAACGACUAGGACAACACCAUCAAGAGGUACAGAAGGGGCAACACAAGGGACGAAAUCUUCAACAACUCAGUUUGCAACGACUGCUCAACCAACCAAUAGUAUCACGAAUACAACACUCAUAGUCCUGUACGUCUUGAUUCCCGUUCUCGCCGUCAUCCUCCUGAUCGCCAUCGGAGUCAUUCUCUACCAGAACAAGAAAGUAUCGGACCUAUACGGGGUCCACAACCCAAGAGGCAAGAAACCAAAGGAACCGAAGAAUGAUAAGAAGUCUAAGGGCUCCAAAAAGGAAAUGAAUACCUACGUUAAUACAGCGUUCUAUGACGGAAUAAAGACCAGCGCAGACAAGGCAACUCAAACUCCGAAACCACAGCCUUCGGAUGACGAUCGUCCCGACAGCGGCGUAGUCGUGUCUGAGGACGUCGACCACAUGGUGUAUCCUUUCCCCUGGAACGAACCAGAUCGACACGAGGACGUCGAUGACGCCAAGGUGAUCUACGCGAAGGUCGAUCGAAAAGCCGUAAAAGAUGUUACGCAUAAAAAUCCACCAGUUGUUGUCGAGAUCGAAUUGAAACCUGUAGCGGUAGAGGAAUCUCAAAGCGCGCCAAUCGACUGGGCCGCGGUAGACCCCGAGCACGACGCGAUAGAGAGAGAAACGUCAGUCAGCGAAGCGGUUACAAUAGAGUCAGACCAUAAUGACGCUGACGAUCAGGCGGAUACUGAAUCGCUCGAAAUGAACAAUACGGGCUCGCAAACCGAGGUCGAUGAUCAGGAUGAAGAACCCAACUAUAUAGCGAUAGGAGGUUUUGAACUCAACGAAACGUCUUCCAACCAGGAAUCGACGUCGAAAGAGGACGAGAGUAUUAAACUCGACUCCAUUAGUUUAGAAUUAACGUCAACGAUGGAAAGUGAAUUGGACAGGAGGUUCAGCUAUCCGAGUUCUCCUUGUUGACCUUUGAACCCUUAAUCCCAGUAUGCUUUUCCGUUUUCA